Suillus subalutaceus is the source of this 2438-nucleotide messenger RNA. RefSeq names its product translation initiation factor eIF-3b. Gene Ontology annotation, molecular function: translation initiation factor binding; RNA binding; translation initiation factor activity. Gene Ontology annotation, biological process: translational initiation. The transcript is spliced from 10 exons. The coding region runs from base 33 to 2240 and encodes 735 amino acids. The record is from RefSeq and is a predicted model, not a curated record. NCBI's taxonomy places the organism in Eukaryota, Fungi, Basidiomycota, Agaricomycetes, Boletales, Suillaceae. Gene Ontology annotation, cellular component: eukaryotic translation initiation factor 3 complex.
CUACGGCCGACGAGAGCAGCGAGCAAGGUAAAAUGGCCAGUCUUAACGGCACUUCACACAACCCUAUCGACGACGAGCUUGAUUUUUCAGAGAUCGAAGCCAAAUAUCGCGUGGACUUAGACGAUGGCUUCGACAGUAUAAUUGUGGUCGACGGCAUACCUGUCAUCGACAAGUCUAAGCUCGACAAGUUACUCGCAAAGAUCUCCAAGGAGUUUUCCAGGAGAGGGGCCGUGAUUAAGCCAGAUGACAUUUUUGUACCAUGGGACGAUAAUGCAGGAAAAACCAAAGGCUUCAUCUUUGUUGACCUUGGCAACCCAGAUGCGGCUGCCUUUGCGGCCAACGCGAUGAACGGACACCCUUUUGAUGCGAAGCAUACUUUCCGCAUCAAUCGAUUCACCGACAUUGAACGCUAUGCAAACAUUGACGAGACAUACGUUGAACCCACAGUGGAGGAAUACCGUCCAAAGGAACAUCUCCGAGCAUGGCUCGCUGAUUCUCAAGGACGUGAUCAGUAUGUGACUUACCGAGGCGAUGACGUGGAAAUCCACUGGCACGGGAAGCCCUCGCAAUGUGAAGUUGCCUACGCAAAAAAGAAUUGGACAGAACUUUACGCCUCAUGGUCACCACUUGGUACAUACUUUGCUACGCUUUUUCGUCAGGGUGUCCGCCUGUGGGGUGGACCAUCAUGGGAACCCCAACAUCGUUUUGCGCACCCCCUCGUCAAGUUGAUCGACUUUUCUCCAUGCGAAAAUUACCUCGUCACUUGGUCACAUGAUCCUAUCUCAGUCCUGAAUUCUUUUUCUCCCGAGGACGAGGGCAAUAACAUUGCCGUUUGGGAUAUCAAGUCCGGUCAACUGCUUCGCACGUUCCCCACUACGUCUUACGAGAAUGAGGAUCCAGCGAUGAAGAAACAAAUGCAGUGGCCUGCCUUGAAGUGGAGUUCCGAUGAUAAAUUCGUUGCUCGUGUAACACCAGGACAGCAUAUCAGUGUCUACGAGUUACCAACCAUGGGUCUUCACGACAAAAAAAGUUUGAAAAUCGAGGGGGUUGUGGACUUUGAAUGGUGUCCUCACGGAGAGAAGGACAAGGAAGACGCGGAGAAGGCUGCGAAAGCCGAGAAAACCGAGAAAGGUGCCAAGAAAAGGGAGAACAUGCUUGCUUAUUGGACGCCUGAAGUCGCCAACCAACCAGCGCGAGUGACCCUCAUUAGUUUCCCGAGUCGCACUGUGCUACGACAAAAGAACUUGUUCAAUGUUACAGAGUGUAAACUUCAUUGGCAAAAUCAGGGUGACUUCCUUUGUGUCAAGGUUGACCGUCAUACCAAGACCAAAAAAUCUAUUUUCUGCAAUCUCGAGAUUUUCCGAGUUCGCGAGAAGGACUAUCCCGUUGAAGUUGUCGAGUUGAAAGACACAGUGACGGACUUCUCUUGGGAGCCUAAAGGGGAGCGAUUUGCUAUUGUGUCAAGCAACGACCCAAACCUCGGUAACCCUGGGCCCGGAAUUACAAUUAAAACCGACAUCGGCUUCUACCAGCUGGAUCGUGCCAAAAAUGAUUUCAAACUGCUUCGCACGCUUACGUCAAGGACUAGUAAUACGAUACGUUGGUCUCCUCGAGGCAGACAUGUAGUUCUUGCGACAGUUGGUUCAUCGACCAAGUCCGAACUCGAGUUCUGGGAUCUGGAUUUUAGCACUGAAGAACGCCGAGAAGGCCAAAACGUAAAGGAAGAAUGGGGCAGCGGUAUUCAGCAACUUGGUUCUGCCGAUCAUUAUGGUGUAACUGAUGUGGAAUGGGACCCAAGUGGGCGAUACCUAGCCACCAGUGCAAGCGCAUGGAGACACACGCUCGAAAACGGCUACGCUAUUUGGGACUUCCGAGGACAAGAAUUAGAAAAGCACAUCCUUGAUCGCUUCAAGCAAUUCAUUUGGAGACCGCGGCCCCGCAGUCUUCUUACAAAGGAUCAGCAGCGGCAGGUUCGCAAGAACCUGCGUGAGUAUAGCCGUGCAUUCGACGAGGAAGAUGCUGCGGAAGAGAGCAAUGUCAGCGCGGAGCUUAUUGCUCAUCGUAAGCGCCUCCUUGACGAAUGGAACGCAUGGCGCGCACGGUGCAAGCGAGACAUUGCAGAAGAGAAGCGGAGUCGUGGACAAAAACUUAAUGGCGAGCACCACGAAGAGGAAAAGGAGGAGAUUGAGGAAUGGAUUGAUGAGGUUAUUGAGCAAAUCGAGGAGGAAGUCGUGGAGUGAAUGUUCCUGUAUUUAGUCGCAAGCAUACACGUUGCUUUCCUAUGCCCUAUUAUAGUCAGUUAUCUCCAUUUAUGGGGUUGCACGGUGUUCCGUCGAGGGUUCUACCACUCGACUCGGCUGUUAUCGGACUUCUCCACCGAGGACCGAGCCGGUAUCUAAUCUAACAUUCAAUUCUCUCUCGUGGUCGCCGCUGGCGCU